CGCACUGAAACCUCUGCCGGGGUCUCCUCAUCACUAGCAAAAACCUCGCCUCGAUUCGAUUAAACAGAGAGAAAUCCGAAGCACCUCGCCGUCGCCAGCCACCAUGACCGUGGAGGUAUGCGUGAAGGGCGCCGUCGGGGCCCCCGACACCCUCGGCGACUGCCCCUUCUCGCAGAGGGUGCUGCUCACGCUGGAGGAGAAGAAGGUCCCCUACGAGAUGAAGCUCGUCGACCUCAGCAACAAGCCCGAAUGGUUUCUGAAGAUCAGUCCAGAGGGUAAGGUGCCUGUGUUUAACAGUGGUGAUGGCAAAUGGAUUGCUGACUCUGAUGUGAUCACUCAAGUCAUUGAGGAGAAGUUCCCAACUCCAUCUCUGGUCACCCCUCCAGAAUAUGCAUCAGUGGGAUCAAAGAUUUUCCCAUCCUUUGUCAAGUUCCUGAAGAGCAAAGAUGCUAGUGAUGGUUCAGAGAAGGCACUUCUUGAUGAGCUGCAGGCACUAGACGAGCAUCUGAAAGCUCAUGGCCCCUACAUCAACGGGGAGAAUGUAUCAGCUGCUGAUCUUAGCCUGGGGCCGAAGCUCUUCCACCUCCAGGUCGCACUGGAGCAUUUCAAGGGCUGGAAGAUCCCAGAAAACCUGACCAGCGUCCAUGCAUACACCAAGGCACUUUUCAGCCGCGAAUCUUUUGUGAAGACUAAGCCAGCCAAGGAGCACCUGAUUGCGGGAUGGGCACCCAAGGUGAACGCGUAAGCGCCCGUCCCUCUUGUGCUUUGGUGCUACCUUGUGGACACCAUGCGUUUAUCUGACCAGUCGCUGUCAGUGGUGUGGGUAGGCGUCUGUAGCUUGAACGCGUGAUUGGACUUGAAUAAUGCAGCACCACCACCACCAUGUUCCGAGUACUUAGUUCUGGUUGUUGCAAGUGUGCGCCUUUUAUAUGGACCUUCCCUUACCGGUUUGGUUCGACACCAUGGGCAUCUCUUGGUCGUAUGUAUGAGAGCGUGCAUCUACUGCAAUGUUAACUAUAGUAUCAAAUAAUGGAGCCGCUUCUAUGCUCGUGCUGCC
Messenger RNA from Panicum hallii, 1057 nucleotides. RefSeq names its product probable glutathione S-transferase DHAR1, cytosolic. Lineage: Eukaryota; Viridiplantae; Streptophyta; Magnoliopsida; Poales; Poaceae. Bases 104 to 745 code for a protein of 213 amino acids. The record is from RefSeq and is a predicted model, not a curated record. Gene Ontology annotation, molecular function: glutathione dehydrogenase (ascorbate) activity. Gene Ontology annotation, biological process: protein glutathionylation; cellular oxidant detoxification; ascorbate glutathione cycle. The transcript is spliced from 6 exons.